AUCGCACAACCGGGCCGCGGCUCUUUCUUUCCUCCUUUCCUUCUUUCGCAUCGAUUCGCGGCGCGGAGGCCGCCUCGGCCCGUUAUCGAGCCCUUUCUACUCCGGAAAGCAGAACGGCGGCGGACGGUGGAUCGGCGCGGCACGGUGAGCGACGCCACCGCGGCAUGGCGAACGAGAUCGCUCGGUCUCUCUCUCGCACAUCCGUUUCGCGGAACAGCUGAUCUCCAGCGCUGUCGGGGGAGAGGAAAGCGGCAGCAGGGCACUCGCACACGCUAUUCCCCGGGUCCACGAGGGUGUCGGCACGCCGGGCGUAAUCGCGGCCUCCACGCGCCGCCCUGGAACGGCGGACGCGGCCAUGCGUCCGAAGAGAUCCGGAUCCCGGAAAAAUCAAUGCGCGGGGGUGCAGCAACGUGACAGCGCGUCGUGAAGCGCGACCGGGUUACCUGCCCGUCGACUAUGCGACCAACCGCGACAGGACACGCCGAGAUGUCGCAGGUUAUGUCACGUCUGGCGUGGUUGUAAACACGCGUUACCCCGUCGCAUCGAUCGUGUAAUGUAACGCAGCGUCGAUGAGGCGGCGCGACCUGAGGACCGACAAGAUGCUGAAGCUGGACGAGAUCGAGGGCGAGAACGUGCCCAAGAAGGCGAGGAAGACCGCGGAGGAGAAGAAGAGCAAGGGCCACAGGAAGAGCAAGCAUGCCAGUGGCAGCGGGCGGAAGCUACGGAGCAGCGUGGAGGCGGUGCCUCACAAGGUGGAGCCCCAGGAGGAGGAGACGCCGAUGGAUCUGCUGUACCUCGCCAAGAGCCCGUCCGGCGUGUCCUGCAAGAUCGAGCCGUCCGUCUCCAACGAGGACAAUUACAUCCUGAUGCCCCCCCUGGAUACUCUGGAGGACGCGGGAGUCAGGAUGGAGGAUCUGUUGGAACAGAGCAUGCACAAGAUCUCCAAGAAUCAAAAGAAUGGCAGGUGGAAGCACAGUUACAACAAGAUGGUGUACUUGCGCAAGUGCGCGGUCAACAGCGAUCAGUCGACGCAGGACGAGACCAGCCAGAGCACGUCCUCCGAGGAGCACGAGCGUAUCCCCAAGAUCGAGGAUAUCGCCUACGACAGCUCGGCCAAGAUCAAGAGGGACAAGAAGUGGGCGAAGAAGCUGAAUCCCCUUUCCCUGCACUACACGGAUAAGAAGAGAGCCUAUCUCAAGUGUCCCGCCUGCGGCGCGACGUUCUUCAGCCCGAAUACGUAUCAGAGGCACCUGCUCUCUCACUUGCACACGACGGCGGAGAACAAUUACAUGUGCAAUUUUUGUAAUUACUCCAACGCCGAGCCCGGAAUGUUAUUUGCUCACUUGACCAAGCAUCAGAACCAGUGCGAGUCCUGCAACGAGAGCUUGCUGCGCAAGGACAACUACGAGAAGCAUUAUCAGUGCUCGACCAGCAUGCUGGAGUACGGCCUGAAGCGCGAUCAUCACGAGAUGUUUGCCUGUGCGGCCUGCGAAUUGGUGUUCGAUCUCUUGGCUCAGCUGGAAAAGCACUGGUUCAAGCACACCUGCAAAAAGCAAAAGUCGUAUCAGUGCAACGAAUGCAGCGGCAUGUACGAGAACAUGGAGACCCUGAAGAAUCAUAUAUGCCUCAAGUGUCCCAUCUGCGGCGAGGUCUACGAGAGUCUCCACCGAUUGAAGAUACAUACCAUGUGGACGAAGCACAAUCUAAAGUGUCCGAUCUGUUCUUACGAAUUUAUUCUCUCGAUGGACCACGAGAAGCACAUGGCCCUGCACAGAAAAGUUUAUCAACCUAUGAAAGAUUACAUGCAUUGUUUGCGCGCGGCCGACGGCAAGACAUUUCAAUGCAAUCUCUGUGACAAAAUAUUUUACGCCUUGCCCGCUCUGCUCACGCAUCUCACGGAGGAUCACAACGUGGGGAAUGUCAAAGUGGAAGAGGAAGAGGAGGAGGAGGAGGAGGAGGAAGAAGAGAUCAUGGAAGACGACGCUUAUGAACUAAAGGGGGACGCUAUCGAUAUCGUUGUGGUUCCCGACUUUAAAGACUCGGACAGCUACUACGACAAUGAGAUCGACUCGUUGCAGCAGGAAACCGAUCUCUACGAUCCGUCAUAAAGACAAGAGAAUAUCGUUCGGGCUUAAGUCGUGAAAAUGGAAGCGGCAAACUUUUCCUAUGAACGGUCGGUUUUAGCUUUUACUGUCGAACACCUUCUCAGUCUCGUAAUAGUGAUACUAAAGUUGGACUGUCAAAUAAAACUGAUACAGUUGUAAGUGCCGUUUAUAGAUGUAACUCGUGCGCUAUUUUUAAAAAUGUAUCGUUUGCUUCAGGAUUUUUAUAUCAAUUUAUACCACAGAACGUUAAUUUUACACAGAACAUGUUACAUUCUUCUUCUGUCUGUUUUCUGUUAAGUAAAGUAGAGAUGAUAAUUAAACACAUAUAUUAGCGAUCCGAAAGUAGACGAGGAGGAAAAUAGGUACAGAGCAGAUAAUCGUGAAACGAUCGAGCAGGUAUUUUCUGAUGAACUUAACGAAUUCGAUCGUCUGCACUACUCCGCGCUGAUGUACUAAAAACCAUUGUAUUAUACUUCAAAUUAUUCAAAUAAAAACAUGGUUCAGUGGCAGAAUACUCGCCUGCCACAAUUAGAAUACAUGUCAAAAUACUUUUGCAUUUGUAUAAUUUCACGUAUAGUACAUUUUUCAACGCAUAUUGGUGCAGGAUAGUUAGUACGAUCGAAUUCUCUAUACGCUAUCAUCAGAAAAUUUAGGAACACAUUCAGAUAAACAAUUGUUAAUAGUCAUUGUGAUACCGACCCAUUUUUACAGCAACUUCAAAACUAGAAGCUGUAAUAAUUGUGGUGCUUAAUUAAUUUUAUGAAUUUAUAUCUCUUUAAUCGAAUUCGCUGUUUGUUAGCGCGUUAAAGAAACUUUCUGCAAUCUUUGAUUAUCGCAUGUAGAGUUAUUAUGCGCAAUAGUAUAAUAGCAAUUAACAGAUUUGUCUCGCGUAUAUGCGAAUAAGGUUUGAGCCUGGAAAAUUUUGAAAGUUGACGUUCUACUGCCAUUGUUUACAGGUUCAAAUGAGAAUUUGUUUAUUCAGUAUUUGAUGUGCAAAGUGCAAUGUGACAAAUUUAAUUUAAAUAAUUAUUUAUUAGCCUUAGAUAUUGUAUAAUGUUAAAAUUUUUUAUUUAUAAUUAUACGUACGUUAUAUCCUUUAUUUUUAUUUGGGAAGAUGACAAAUUUUCUUUCUGAACUUGUACAUUUCUGUUUUGUGUUCCUAAAUUUUCCAAGCGGCGCAAGUCACUCUCCGCAGACUCUAAGUACGGAAUAAAUACAAAUUGAAAUUGUAAUGUAAAUACAUUCCGCUAUCACACGUGACGCUCACUUCAUGCGGAUUUCCCGUUCGACAAAUUGCAUCGCAGAUGCAAUGAAUUUUCUUACAGCCCGUAAAGAUAUAUAUAUAUACUGAUCACAUUAUUAGGUUUAAAUCUCGUCAUGUACAUUACGUAUAUGUCAAAUAAUGUAUGUUUAUGUAACAUUCUUUUAAUUAUUCCUAUAUUGAAAUAUAUUUAAAAAAAGCGAUAUUCCGAGCUAUCAGUCCUGCUGUAGCCUGAUCAUGGUAUCUCGCUACAAUUAGCUUCGUUAAUUUUAAUCAACUUUGAUUCGCGAAAUCUCUAGGCGUUUCCUAGAGAUUUAAUCAACGCGCGAGAGACCGUUCUCGCGACGAUCUAUACAGUAACGUGAGAAUCGCGGGGGCUAAACACGAUGGCAUUUAUAAACGCAUGUAAACACUCAAAAACAUCUCGCAGGGUUGUAUUUACGCGGGUCGUUUAAAUUCAUUCGUGCGUCAGGAAAUAUUUUGCAGCGUAUGUAAAUCUAAUGUCGUAGGCCUAUGCUAUUCUAGUUUCACAUCAAGAAUUUCUGCUCCGUUACACGUCCUGGAAAAUAAAUGUCCAUUAACAAUAUUUUCUUUCGUAUGAAUCAUCUCUUUUACGUUAUAUAUAUAUAUCAAAGCAGAGCAAGUAAAAUAGCAAUUCUCGUAGUCAUAGAUCAGGAUCGUUAUAUCUCUCAUUCUCUCUGUCAAUCGGCAUUUGAUUCGUAUGCAAUUUUAGAAAGAACAAAUACGAAGACGCUUGAAAAUCUCCAUUCUAUGAAAACAAGAAUUAAGUCUGUUGGUAAAAGAGAGUUAAGAACCGUGACGGGGUGUCUACAAUAAUUUUAUUAUACUAAUAAGCAAUACUAAUGAACAGACGUUUCGGUCUCUUUUUAGAUCAUCUUCAGUGUAAGAUAAAAAGAGAUCGCAACGCAUGUUUCAUUAAAAAUUAACAUUAGUGUAAACUGUGUUCCAAUGGUUUAAAAAGAGAAACGUCUAUUCAUUAGCAGUGUUCAUUGGUAUGAUAAAAUUAUUGAAAACCCCAACAUCCCAUCACGGUUCUUAACUCUCUUUUCCUAUCAGAUUUGUUUUUCUUCAGAGCCUUAAGCAUUUAUUAUUUACAAGAAUUAAGAUUCGCUGGGAUCGCUGAGCACACACAAUUAUUAUACAAUUACAUUAUAUAUCACGUAGACAUACAUAUAUAAUCGUCGAUCAUUCAUAUA
Messenger RNA from Vollenhovia emeryi, 4583 nucleotides. RefSeq names its product zinc finger protein 710-like. Gene Ontology annotation, molecular function: DNA-binding transcription factor activity; RNA polymerase II cis-regulatory region sequence-specific DNA binding. Gene Ontology annotation, biological process: regulation of transcription by RNA polymerase II. Lineage: Eukaryota; Metazoa; Arthropoda; Insecta; Hymenoptera; Formicidae. The coding region runs from base 570 to 2108 and encodes 512 amino acids. The record is from RefSeq and is a predicted model, not a curated record. The transcript is spliced from 2 exons.